This is a messenger RNA of Nymphalis io (European peacock), 3061 nucleotides long. RefSeq names its product protein white (gene w). The transcript has 14 exons. Gene Ontology annotation, biological process: transmembrane transport. The record is from RefSeq and is a predicted model, not a curated record. Gene Ontology annotation, cellular component: plasma membrane. NCBI's taxonomy places the organism in Eukaryota, Metazoa, Arthropoda, Insecta, Lepidoptera, Nymphalidae. Gene Ontology annotation, molecular function: ATP hydrolysis activity; ABC-type transporter activity; ATP binding. The coding region runs from base 91 to 2151 and encodes 686 amino acids.
GGCGUACCGCGUAGCGUUACACAUCACUUGACAGACGCACGGCACCGUCUUUCCCGCCAAAUCAAAUAUUGCCAUAAACACUUAUUCAAAAUGACCGCCGGAGGUGAGGAACAUGAGCCGCUGAUUUCUUCGUCUGUUGAUAAUCAACGAGUGACUUACAACAAUUCUCCCCAGGGUACUUCACCAAGUGAUUCACCUCGCGCCAGUGGUGGAGAGGUCACAUUGGCUAUUACUCAGACCAGAAGCUAUGGAGCAAUCGGUGGCGUAGAGAAGGUUACCUACAACUGGGCUGACGUAAACGCUUUUGCCACAGAAGACAGGUCGAGGAACAGAAAGUUCUGGAAUUUCUGGAGAGGUUCCUCUGACCGCAUGUUUCAACAGAGAAAGCAGCUGCUCCGAAAUGUUAAUGGAGCCGCGUAUCCCGGCGAGCUCCUCGCCCUGAUGGGAUCAUCUGGCGCUGGCAAGACCACGCUGUUAAACACAUUAACCUUCCGAACUCCAAGCGGCGUGGUCUCAAGCGGGACCAGAGCCUUGAAUGGGCAGCCUGCCACUCCUGAAGCCAUGGCUGCGUUAUCAGCGUAUGUUCAGCAACAGGAUUUAUUUAUAGGCACUCUGACUGUGCGAGAACAUUUGAUAUUUCAGGCACUCGUCCGAAUGGAUCGGCAUAUACCAUACGCACAGCGCAUGCGUCGAGUUCAAGAAGUCAUAUCUGAACUGGCACUUACUAAGUGUCAGAAUACAGUUAUUGGAAUCCCAGGACGACUAAAGGGUAUAUCGGGUGGUGAAAUGAAGAGGCUCUCCUUCGCGAGCGAGGUUUUAACGGAUCCUCCUCUUAUGUUCUGCGACGAACCCACCUCCGGCUUGGACUCUUUCAUGGCACAGAAUGUGAUUCAGGUGCUUAGCGGCUUAGCGAAGAAAGGCAAAACCAUAGUUGUAACGAUACAUCAACCGUCUUCCGAAUUGUACGCCAUGUUUGAUAAAUUGCUCAUCAUGGCUGAUGGUAGAGUAGCUUUCCUCGGAUCACCAGAUCAGGCUACUGAAUUCUUUAGAGAACUUGGAGCAGCGUGCCCUGCAAACUACAACCCUGCAGAUCAUUAUAUCCAACUUCUCGCUGGGGUUCCAGGCCGCGAGGAUUCUACACGACACACGAUAGAUACUGUGUGCACUGCCUUCGCAAAGUCUGAAAUUGGCUGCAAAUUAGCAGCUGAAGCUGAAAAUGCUUUGUACUACGAGCGCAAAAUAUCGUCCGGAUGGGCGGACUCGGCGUGGUCGAACGCGGUGUCGAUGCGCGCGCGCCGCUCCCCGUACAAGGCGUCGUGGUGCGCGCAGUUCAGGGCGGUACUAUGGCGCUCAUGGCUCUCCGUCACAAAGGAACCUAUGCUGAUCAAAGUCCGGUUUUUGCAAACAAUCAUGGUAUCGAUACUCAUCGGCGUUAUUUAUUUUGGACAACGUUUAGACCAGGAUGGUGUGAUGAAUAUUAAUGGAGCGAUUUUCAUGUUCUUGACGAACAUGACCUUCCAGAACAUUUUCGCUGUAAUCAAUGUCUUCUGUUCGGAAUUGCCGAUAUUUAUGCGAGAACACCAUUCAGGGAUGUAUCGAGCUGAUGUGUAUUUCCUCUCGAAGACCCUGGCGGAGGCGCCAGUCUUCGCCACCAUACCACUCGUAUUCACCACUAUAGCGUACUACAUGAUAGGCCUAAAUCCUGCGCCGGAGAGGUUCUUCAUUGCUUCAGGGUUAGCCGCAUUGAUCACCAACGUUGCUACUUCAUUUGGUUACUUGAUAUCCUGCGCAAGCAGCAGCGUGAGCAUGGCGGCUUCAGUCGGCCCACCGAUCAUCAUCCCGUUCAUGUUGUUCGGAGGGUUCUUCUUAAAUUCUGGAUCGGUGCCACCAUAUUUAGGCUGGAUAUCAUAUCUGUCCUGGUUCAGAUACGGUAACGAAGCGUUACUGGUGAAUCAGUGGGCUGGAGUUGAGAGUAUCGCCUGCACCAGAGAGAACUUCACCUGCCCCGCUAGCGGAGAAGUCGUUUUAACAACUCUAAGCUUCUCUGAGAAAGACUUCACAAUGGACGUGGUCAACAUGAUCUUACUUUUCAUCGGCUUUCGUCUGCUGGCUUACUUCGCCUUACUUUGGCGCACUCGCCGCGGUAAGUAAGGUCCUUAAAGUUACUAAGGCUAUGAGACAUAAAACAAAAUUAAAUAAUGCAACUAGGAACACAAUUUUGGAAACAGUUUUAUAAACUAUCAUUCCUAUAAACCGUCCACUUUCAUUGAUCGUCAAUAGGACUUUCAUUGAAAACGAUUUCGAAUUUAAUGCCUCGAAUAAUUUUAUGAACAAUGUAUUUCUUUUUGAAAUGGUGAAAAUGUCAAUAAUUAAAAUAAAAGUUUUCGAUUAUUUGAGAAUAAAAUUGUUAAGUAAUAUCAUCGCUCUUUUUCAUUUAUACCACGAAUAUAUGAUGAAGUGUUAGAUGGAAAAAAUGGAAAUGCUGCAAUUAUAAUGAUUGUAAUGUAAUGUGAUACUAAGCUGUAUAGCGCUAAUUGCUCAUUGGAGAUAAAUCAUAUUGAAAAUAUUAAAUACAUGAUAAAUUUAAAACAGAAAAAUAUUAUGUAAAUUGUUGAUUUGUUUUCAUAACAAUUAUAGAUUUAAAUAAUAAUAUAAUAAUUAUCUUUGGGGGGUUACCAUAGUAUGGUAUAAGCAAUAUCGGUUAUUUAUAAAUUGCAUAAGUUGUAUAAGAACUCUAAUAACCCCACCCCAAAUGGUGACUUGUAAGAAUUGUUUUCGAAAUUAAAUUAAUAUUUUUAAAAUUAUAUGUGAUUCUGUUAUCUUAGAUAAUAUAUACUUCACCCUGUUUUUUUUUGGCACAAUGCAAACUUGCUUAUAUUAUAUUUGAACGCUCUCGUGGCUUUUAUUUGUCAAGAAUAAUUUAUAUUUAUUAAUGAAAUAAUUACGCAAAUAAUAAAAACGUUGAUUUUAUACUGUAUGUAUUAUUUAUCACGAUCUAAAGUUAUCAAAAACUCUUUCACCUCGUUUUCUUGAUGACUUGAAAGUUAUAAAUUAUGUAGGC